Messenger RNA from Solanum stenotomum, 3251 nucleotides. Its product is annotated as formin-like protein 1. The record is from RefSeq and is a predicted model, not a curated record. Bases 21 to 2921 code for a protein of 966 amino acids. Gene Ontology annotation, biological process: actin nucleation; actin cytoskeleton organization. The transcript has 4 exons. Lineage: Eukaryota; Viridiplantae; Streptophyta; Magnoliopsida; Solanales; Solanaceae. Gene Ontology annotation, molecular function: actin filament binding.
UUCUCUACCACCACACCACCAUGCUUCCUUCUUUCUAUUUCUUCUUCCUCCUCCUCUUCUCCGUCUCCGUCUCCGUCUCCGCCAACAACCGUCGUGUUCUUCAUCAGCCAUUUUUCCCACAAGAUUCACAUCCACCUUCUUCUUCACCUCCGUCAGUACCCAGUACCUCUACUACUCCCAAAUACCCUUUUGAUUCUUCUUCUUCUACUCCUAAUAACAACACUCCCUUUUUCCCCUCUUUCCCUUCUACUCCUCCACCUCCACCUUCCCCUUCUGCUUUUGCUUCUUUUCCUGCUAAUAUUUCUUCCCUUAUCCUUCCUCAUUCAUCCAAAUCCAAAACCAUUUCAUCUAAACUCAUUGCUACUGCCACCGCCUCUGUUCUUGCUGCUAUUCUUCUUAUCUCCAUUGCUAUCUUCUGCCAUAGAAGAAGAAAUCAAGAUUCUAAUGAUAACAAAACACACAGAUCUAAUAGCAGCACUAGAUUCAAUAAUCCUAACCCAACUAAUAUUCCUAAAUUACAAAGACCAUCUCAGACCAGUUCUGAAUUUCUAUACUUGGGUACUAUGGUUAGUGCACAUACUUCCAUUGAUACACACAAUCGUCGUGCUACUGCUGCACCUUCAAGAAAAAUGGACUCACCGGAGAUCCACCCAUUGCCGCCAUUACAUGGACACAGUUUGCGUAGGAAUGCAGAUGUUAUCUCCCGUACAACUGAAGAUGAUGAGGAGUUUUACUCUCCAAGAGAAUCUUUAGAUGGCAGAGGAAGUUCGAUCGGAACUGGAUCCGCAUCGCGUAGGGAUUUUGCCGCCGUUGAGGUCAAGAAUUUUGCUGGGUCGACCUCAUCGUCUUCAUACUCCUCUUCCAGUUCCGAUUCGGGCUCACCAGUUAGGUCUGUAUCGUUGAGCAUUUCUCCACCGGUGAGUUUGAGUCCAAAAAAUUCACAGCCCAAGUCACCGGAACUACUUGCUGUUCGUACUGCUCCGCUACCUCAGUAUCAUUCUCAUUCGUCUCCGCCGCUAGCAGAUUUUGUACCUAUAUUGGUCAUUAACGGGGAAUCUGAUUCACCAUCUCCGCCCAGUUCAUCAUCUCCGGAGAGAUAUUCAAGCAGGAGUAUUGACUCAUCACCCAGAAUUUCCGAUGUUUGGGAUCAGAAUGUUGAAUCUCCAAUGAGAAUCAGCAAUCACAUACAGCAGAAUGAAUCAGUUUCAGUUCCUCCACCACCACCGCCGCCUCUUUUGAUUAGUAUUCCGGCUUGUGUACAGCCUCCUCCACCACCACCACCACCGCCACCUCUUUUGAUUAGUAUUCCGGCUUGUGUACAGCCUCCUCCACCACCACCACCACCGCCACCACCAGUUAAAAAUUGGGAUAGUCCAAAAACUCCAACACCACCAAUUUCAAAGCCACCAUCCAAGCAUCCAGUUCUUGUAACUCCUUUAAGACCCAUAGAACUUGAGAGUCCAGUGCUGAUUUCCCCAAUGGAGUUGCCUUGUAAUAAGCAACCCAUUGAGAAGAUUGAGCAGAGUAUAGAAGGCUUAUCAAGUGAUACUGGUGGGAACAACGAUGAAACUCCAAAACCAAAGUUGAAGACUUUGCAUUGGGAUAAAGUAAGAGCUAGUUCUGAUCGGGAAAUGGUGUGGGAUCAACUGAAAUCAAGUUCGUUUAAAUUGGAUGAAGAGAUGAUAGAAAGCUUGUUUAUUGUGAAGACUCCAACUCUAAAUCGAAAAGAAAUGACUAGACGCCCUGUUCUUCCCUCGCAGAGCCAAGAGAAUAGGGUACUUGAUCCAAAGAAGUCACAGAAUAUUGCAAUUUUGCUAAGAGCACUAAAUGUAACUGUUGAGGAAGUAUGUGAAGCCCUUUUAGAAGGAAAUGCUGAUGCCCUUGGGACUGAGCUCCUUGAGAGUUUAUUGAAGAUGGCUCCAUCCAAAGAAGAAGAACGCAAACUGAAAGAAUAUAAAGAUGAUACUCCGUUUAAGCUUGGGUCAGCCGAGAAGUUUCUCAAAGCAGUGCUUGAUAUACCUUUUGCAUUCAAAAGGGUAGAUGCUAUGCUGUACAUAUCAAAUUUUGAUUCUGAGGUUGACUACCUCAAAAAGUCAUUUGAAACUCUGGAGGCUGCUUGUGAAGAGUUGAGAAGUAAUAGAAUGUUCUUAAAGCUUCUGGAAGCAGUGCUGAAGACUGGUAACCGCAUGAAUGUUGGGACAAAUCGGGGUGAUGCACAUGCGUUCAAACUAGAUACCCUCCUAAAGCUAGUAGAUGUGAAGGGAGCUGAUGGGAAAACAACCCUCUUGCAUUUUGUGGUACAGGAGAUCAUAAGAAGUGAAGGUGCUCGUCUUUCUGGUGGAGAUCAAGAUCAACAGUCGGCCAUGAAUGAUGACGUCAAGUGCCGGAAGCUUGGCCUCCAAGUUGUUUCAAACCUUAGUUCAGAGGUUGUAAAUGUUAAGAAAGCUGCUGCUAUGGAUUCAGAAGUGCUUCAUAGUGAGGUCUUAAAGCUUUCUAAAGGGAUUGGAAACAUUGCUGAAGUUGUCCGAUCAAUUGAAGCAGUUGGCUUGAAGGAAAGCAGCAUGGAAAGAUUUUCAGAGUCUAUGAGAAGGUUUAUGAAAAUGGCAGUAGAGGAGAUCAUAAGGCUCCAAGCUCUAGAAAGUGUUGCCAUGUCCUUGGUGAAAGAAAUAACUGAAUACUUCCAUGGAAAUUCAGCGAGAGAAGAGGCUCACCCUUUUAGGAUCUUUAUGGUGGUAAGAGACUUCCUAAUGGUUCUUGAUCGCGUUUGCAAAGAAGUUGGAAUGAUAAAUGAACGUACAAUAGUCAGUUCUGCCCACAAGUUUCCAGUUCCAGUAAAUCCAAAUCUACAGCCUGCCAUUAGCGGGUUAGCAGCAAAAUGGCAGCAUAGUUCAUCGGACGAGGAUAGUUCAUCCGCUCAUUAGCAACAUUAGCUUAUAGCAGGCAGAACCCUAGUUUUUGUUUUUGGCCAAAACUAAUGUAAUGUACUAUAAAGGCCAUCUAGGAGUUUGUCUGAGACUUGGCCUGCCUUUUGAGGUACAUGUAAUCUUUUUUUAUAAUCUUGUAUUUAUAUAGUUCUUUGUAUAAGAUGUGGAAAGUUAUCCAUUCCCAUAGAUAGAUAGAUAGAUAGAUAGAUAGAUAGGGACAUCCCUUUAGGAAAUAACAAAGGCAAAUAUUUUGCCGGAAACAUUUUGUGUUUUAUAUAUCUCAAAGAUGAGAGGCCUCAAAUCAAGAAAAAAGGGUGCAAUAAUUAA